Protobothrops mucrosquamatus (brown spotted pit viper) is the source of this 2371-nucleotide messenger RNA. RefSeq names its product coiled-coil domain-containing protein 82. NCBI's taxonomy places the organism in Eukaryota, Metazoa, Chordata, Lepidosauria, Squamata, Viperidae. Gene Ontology annotation, cellular component: nucleus. The coding region runs from base 257 to 1759 and encodes 500 amino acids. The record is from RefSeq and is a predicted model, not a curated record. The transcript is spliced from 9 exons.
AACCGGAACUGAGUGGUGGUAAAGCUCAGCCAAUUACAGCCAGGAAGAAAAGAAGCGGGCCCGACAAACAAAAUGGCCUACGCAGUUUUGUUUUGACAGUUCGUGUUGCGCUCCGUUAGCUGCGUCCGCCAGUCGUUUCCUGGAAGCGCUUUCGGAGAGUCAGACUUCAAGAGGAGUUUGAACUGCGGCAUAAACCAAGAACCAGUUUGAUCUAGGAGUUAAGGCACCAGCUAGAAACCAAGAAAAGAAAAUCCUUAUGGAAACUAAUCCUCUAAGGAAAGGAUACAAAACUAGAAGCACGACAGCAGAAUCAGUAGCCAAAUUUCAUGUUGACUGCAGGCGGACUAAAAGAUAUAUAUUUCCUGAACAUCAGGAUGAUGACAACGAAAUUACGCCCUCCUCAUCAUCAACAUCAUCAUCAUCAGAAGAAGAAGAAGAAAAUCCCAAGUCCAGUUCAAAAGAAGAUGUAGAUGGAAAAGAAGAAGAGACGUCCAUACUUAGCAAAAGGAACAGUGAGGCUGGGAGUGAUGCAGAUUUUCAGAAAAGAGGCAAUGAUGUGUCUUCAGAGGAUCUGGAAGAAGGAAACAUUUCCUUUGGAAAGAGGAAGAGACUUCGGGCAGCCAUGUUAUAUGACAGUGACAAAAGCAGUGACAGCGAUGUUCCUAGGAAAGUGAUCGCUAAAGGCAGGAGCGUAAUUAGCAAAGACUAUUUAUCUGUUGAUGGAGAGUCACCCACAUCCCCAGCAGAGAAAGCUGCAAAUAAGAAACGAGAAAUACACAUAAAACUGCAAAGGUUUUCUUUCCGGCAAUCAAGAAAAUCUGGCAAAGUCAAUCAACAUAAUGAGGGAAGUGUAGAUGAUGACUUGGUACAAAAUGAUGCUCACUCACCCUUCACAAAAGAAGAAAUCGGUGAUGUGUCUAAUAAAGACAGCAUGAAAGUUUUCAUCGAUGAUGAUAAAGAAGAGGAAGAAGAAGAAGAAAAAGAAAAAGAAGAGGAGUGGGAAUGGGGGAACUUUGAGGAAGAAGAGCACCAACAUCAAGACAGAAAGCAUCAUGGGGCCAGUAUCUUAUUGGAGAAACACAUUCCAUUCGUUUCUUUGGUCGAUCAUUAUUUGCAUUUUCAAAGAGUCGUAAAAGCCUUUCUCAUCAAUGCAACUGAUGAUACAUUUUUGAGCUCCUUAUAUGAGGGGAAAAGACAAAACAGAUUUGCACAGGAUAUGCGAACUUCCCUCUAUUAUUUGGAUCACCACUUUAUUCAGCCUCGCCUUGAAAGUCUAGUUUCGGGAUGUCACUGGAAAGAACGAUACAAGACACGAGUGGACGGUUACUCUGAUGUCCACAUAAUUUCAGAACCCUCAGAGACGCGUAUUUGUCAAGCGUGUGAGCUAGACAGAGACUGUAAGUUUAUAGUGAUUUUUUCUGGAAAACAGUACAUUCCUAAAACACUGACAGUGGAUGACUUCCUGUCCCACAAUACACAGAGGUUGAAGGUUGAUGUUGUAUGUCAAAAGCGUACCCAGGUUUAUCACGAUCUGAAGCACUAUAAAUAUAAGUUGUAUCAGAAAUGCUGUUCAGCUAUAAAAGAGGAAUAUCGUCAAGAUGAGCCAGCCAAAGAUUUAGUGAAACGAGUUUUCAGCCAACUGAAGAAAGACAACUGGAUAUGUAAGGAAUAUUCUGUCCUUGACAGAUAUCUGGACAAAGUAGCGGAAUUCCAUAAAUUUUAUGAAGAUUUUAAAAGAAACAUCCUUUCAUUUGUGUGAGGCUACUGAUGGGUUUUUAUCUCUAUACCUCAUUUCUGCUAUUUUUCUUUUUUAUUUAUGGUUCACUCUAGCAUGCAAAUAUAUGUGCUAAAUUUCUUUUUUUUCUACUUUAUUUUAAUUAUCAAAAUAAUCUUUCUAAUGGAAAUUUUAUAGAGGAAGACCCUGGAGGGCUGGAUCGCUUAUCGAACUAUCCUAAAAUCAAACUGCACAUUCAUUCAACAAAUGAUUUUUUCUGAAAUGUAUUACAUAGGCACUCUCUUCAAAGAUAAAAUUUUCUAUGUUGCUUUUUGACGCUUUUGCUCAUUGUCUCUUAGUACCAUCUUUUCUACAAAUUCUAUAAACUUUAGUUUAAUUUUUUCAAUCUUCGUAAAGCCUGCAGUCUUAUCCUUCCUGCUGAUACAGAAUUCAAGGAUUUUAUUAUCAGUGAUGUCAGAGGAAGAAACAUAGGAAGGAGCUGCCCUUAAUUUUUCAGGCGGUUAAAAGUGAUGGCGCAAAAUUUCUAUCUUUAGACUUGCAAAAUUCUAUUAAUGUAGCCUUACAAUAAAGUAGAUUUAGCUGAACUAAUCAUGUUUCCUGACUGGUUUUACCGCAUAGAGUGGAUAUCUAUCCACA